Messenger RNA from Chlorocebus sabaeus (green monkey), 1669 nucleotides. Lineage: Eukaryota; Metazoa; Chordata; Mammalia; Primates; Cercopithecidae. The record is from RefSeq and is a predicted model, not a curated record.
GCGCACUCGCGCGUUCUCUUAGAGCCUCCGUAGCAGGGUCACUGCUAAGCAGAGCCAGACCUGUGGCGUCAGGGCUUAACGGAGUGACCGCGGAACCACAGCAGGAAAAGAGGAGCGAUUCGUACCUGAGCGGGUUACCAGAGUUUAGUGUUCAGGGCCAUGCGGAACAUCAUAGGAACAGAGUCCGGAAGUUUGAGAGAUCAGAACGCCUUGCUGUGGGCAUAGUGUUUAAAGUGGAGGUUAAAAAGAGAAAUUAGAAGAAGAUGCAAGCCAGCCCCAUCCGUAUCCCAACUGUUAGCAAUGACAUCGACUGGGAUUUCUGCUUCCGUGUGUCACAGCAAACUGAGAUCCCAGCUCACCAGCAAACAGAUAAGUUGUAUGACACCGGUGGAUGUGGAGAGAGUGAAGAGGAAACUAAAGCUAAAGAAGAGGAGAAGGCCGUAGACUGUAUGUCUCAUCCCAAAGAGAAAUUAGCCCAAUCCCAGAAGAAAGUAGCUCAGCUGAUUAAAGAAAAAAUGAAUACUCAAGCAAACAAGGAGCUGAUUCGAUCAUCCUUUCGGAUUAUUUUUGGGGACCAUCACUGGAAAUGUGCACAAGCUCUGACCAAUUCCGCUUAUGGCUACUUGACACUGAGAGGCCUCCCAGUUCAGGCCAAGAAACAUGCUGUGUCAGCCAAGAAUACACUGUUGACCUGGAAGGCAAAUACGACCUCAGAUAAGGAGAAAGAGGAAAUCCUGGAAGCUCUGGUCAUGCUGUACUACACUCUGGGGGUGGCCUGGCUCCUGCAGAACCGUGGCAGAGAAGCCUAUUUCAACCUGCAGAAGGCAGACAGAAACAUGAAGGAGCUGAAAGAAUUAUACAAAGGAGGCGUUUGUGAAUUACAAGUCUCUGAAAAAGACCUAACACUUGCUUUGGGCAGAGCCUCCUUGGCCAUCCACAGAUUGAACCUAGCACUGACAUACUUUGAAAAGGCAAUUGGCGAUGUUAUUGCUGCCAAGGGUGACAGGACGUCAGAUCUGAUCAGCCUGUAUGAGGAAACUGCUCAGAUCGAGCAGCUAAGGAGGAACCACAACCAGGCCAUCCAGUACUUGCAGCAGGCUCAUUCUAUCUGUGUUUCUUUGUUCACUGAAGUCAGCCCCAAAACUGCAGAAACGAGUGCGUUACUGGCCAAAGCUUAUGCCAUGUCUGGAGAGGCCCAGCACAGGGAUGCUGUUGAGACAUAUUUCAUAAAAAGUAUCAAUGCAUAUCGAGCAACAUUGGGCUCAGAGGAUUUUGAAACACUGAGCACCACUGAAGAAUUUUGCAAAUGGCUUGUCCAAAAUGGAGAAAAACAGUGUCUGAUGAUUCAAAUCCUUGUAUAUGGAGGUGAACACAGUAAAAGCAGGGAGACAAAGAGCCUCCUUACUCUGUUGCAGAGGUGAGUUCUGGCCCUGGCCAUCAGCCAUGUCAUCAAUGUGUAUAUAUGCAUGGCAUGGCCUCUCCCAAUUCAACCAGGUAGGGGUGAUUCACCUCUUUCAUUCUUGCUAGUAAGGCAAAAUCCUACCUGUGUAUGAAUUUGGGCAAAUCCUAUACUUGGGAAAAUUAGUUGAUUUCUUACAGUCUUAUAGACCCCAGUGUUAUAGGGUCUGCUGCAAUAAUAUUUAGUAUUUAUAAUACCCCUUUCAAUGCU